AUGUAUUUGCAAGAAAUUUAUUAUCGAUACCGUCAUAAUGAGCUAAAGUCAAUCGUCGCAUGUCGGAUAAUUGCCGCUUUUUUAAUUAUUGAUAUACGCGAUGAUGGGCCAGUAUUGCACAAAACCAUAUUUGAAACAAAAUCUCUUCCGAUACCAGAUAUUCGGUUUAGUGCUGAUUUUAAUUAUAAAAUCGCAUGUUCUUUCAUGAAAUCCAUAAGUGCAAGUGAUUUACAAGAUUGCACACAAUACAUCAGUCAACCUGCUCAAACUCUCACUAAAAAGUGGGAGACGCUUUUAAGCUUAGACAAAUAUAUGGAAAGAUUCACACUUGAAGGUCUUAAAAGCAUACUUCUAACUAUCAACAUAAAUGACAACGAUUUUAGCCUUGAUAAUGAUAAAAGUGUAUUGACUGCCUACGAUCCAGAAUUUGGACCAUACAGUCAUUCAGACGGUAAUUCAAACGAUGAUUUGUUGGGAUUUAUAGACCAUUAUGGCCCCGAAUUUACAUAUUCACCGGAAUGUUAUUUUUUUCGCGAACUAUUAAAGAAAAUAUAUCUCAAAAGCAAAGUAAUGCUUUUGGAACUCCAGCAAGCUAUAGCAAAGAAACAUAUAUCACUUCAGAUUACUCGUCCUACGUUCCUAGGAGGACUUGGUUUAUUUGGUGGCGUAUGGGUGAUUGCUGCAGGAGUAUAUGCUUGUUUAUUUGGAACGGGUGUAUUACAUCCUUGGGGAUUGAUUCAUAGAUAUUGUUUCCCAAAUGAUAACAGCAAACUUGUCCGCAACAAAUUUCCAAUAAUUCCGUUUUUUUCGCCUGCUACAAAUGACCCUAAAUCCGAUGAUGAAUUUAAAGCACUCGAGCUCUUUUUAAAAGAUUAUGUUGUGAACGUGGGAUACCUUGAAACUUUGACUACUAUGCAGCAACCAGACGCUAGUUCUGACUUGGCACAAAUUAAAAGUUCAGGUGCGACAUUUUUCACCAAUCCACAAUCGGUCUAUAUAAACCAGUUACCAACACCCGAUCAAGUGAUGCAACCUCAAGGGACACACAAUCUGCAAGGAAACCAGGUCGUUAAUUUGCAAUCUACUGGCAUUUCGGGUAUGCAAACUUACAAUUUUUAA
Messenger RNA from Ambispora gerdemannii, 1119 nucleotides. The record is from the annotation of a GenBank genome assembly. NCBI's taxonomy places the organism in Eukaryota, Fungi, Glomeromycota, Glomeromycetes, Archaeosporales, Ambisporaceae.